Lacerta agilis (Sand lizard) is the source of this 5620-nucleotide messenger RNA. It is a transcript of the gene PCDH17, whose product is annotated as protocadherin 17. The record is from RefSeq and is a predicted model, not a curated record. Gene Ontology annotation, molecular function: calcium ion binding. Lineage: Eukaryota; Metazoa; Chordata; Lepidosauria; Squamata; Lacertidae. Gene Ontology annotation, biological process: homophilic cell-cell adhesion. Gene Ontology annotation, cellular component: plasma membrane. The coding region runs from base 58 to 3738 and encodes 1226 amino acids. The transcript is spliced from 6 exons.
GGGGAGCGACGGCAGAGCGGGCGGCCUCGUCAGGGGGCUUGGUCGGCGCGCCCGGGGAUGUGGCCCCUUUCGGCCUGCUGCUUGCUGCUGUGCUGGGCUCUGCCUGCCCUGACGCUCAAGAACCUGAACUACUCGGUGCCCGAGGAGCAGGGCGCCGGCACCGUGAUCGGCAACAUCGGCCGCGAUGCCCGGCUGCAGCCCGGCGCGGGCGGCGGGUUGCCGUCCCUGGAGCGCGCCCGCGGCGCCAAGUCCACCUUCCGCGUUCUGGAGAACUCGGCGCCGCACCUGCUGGACGUGGACGGCGAGAGCGGCUUGCUGUACACCAAGCAGCGCCUGGACCGCGAGGCGCUGUGCCGGCGGAGCGCCAAGUGCCAGCUGUCGCUCGAGGUCUUCGCCAACGACCAGGAGAUCUGCAUGAUCAAGGUGGAGAUCCAGGACCUGAACGACAACGCGCCCGCCUUCCCGUCGGACCAGGUGGACCUGGACAUCUCCGAGAACGCGGCGCCGGGCACCCGCUUCCCGCUGGCCAGCGCCCACGACCCGGACGCCGGCGAGAACGGGCUGCGCACCUACGUGCUCACCCGCGACGACUACGGCCUCUUCUCGCUCGACGUCAAGGCCCGCGGCGACGGCACCAAGUUCCCCGAGCUGGUGGUGCAGAAGCCGCUGGACCGCGAGGAGCAGAGCCACCACACGCUCGUGCUGACGGCGCUCGACGGCGGCGACCCUCCGCGCUCGGGCACCGUGCAGCUCAACGUGCGCCUCAUCGAUUCCAACGACAACAGCCCCGUCUUCGAGGCCGCCUCGUACGUGGUGGAGCUGCCCGAAAACGCGCCGCUGGGAACGGCCGUCAUCGACCUCAACGCCACCGACGCCGACGAGGGCACCAACGGCGAGGUGCUCUACUCGUUCAGCGGCUACGCGCCCGAGCGGGUCCGCGAGCUCUUCAGCAUCGACCCGCAGACGGGCCUGAUCCGCGUCAAGGGCAACUUGGACUACGAGGAGGGCGGCCUCGUUGAGAUCGACGUGCAGGCGCGCGACCUGGGGCCCAACCCCAUCCCGGCCCACUGCAAAGUCACCGUGCGCCUCGUCGACCGCAACGACAACGCGCCCACCAUCGGCUUCGUCUCGGUGCGCCAAGGGGCGCUGAGCGAGGCGGCUCCUCCCGGCACCGUUAUCGCCCUGGUGAGGGUGACGGAUCGUGACUCGGGCAAAAACGGGCAGCUGCAGUGCCGGGUGCAAGGGGAUGGCAGCGGGGGGGACGGGGCCGUGCCCUUCACCCUGGAGGAGAACUACGACAACUUGUACACCGUGGUGACAGACCGGCCUCUGGACAGAGAAGUGCAGGACGAGUACAAUGUCACCAUCCUGGCUAGAGACGGGGGCAGCCCUCCACUCAACUCCACCAAAUCCUUCUCUGUCAGGAUCCUGGACGAGAACGACAACCCUCCCCGCUUCAGUAAGAGUCUCUAUGUGCUGCAGGUUCCUGAGAACAACAUCCCCGGGGAGUACCUGGGCUCUGUGCUGGCCAAGGACCCAGACCUGGGUCAGAAUGGCACCGUGUCCUACUCCAUCCUGCCAGGGCACGUGGGUGACGUCUCCAUCUACACCUACGUCUCCGUCAACCCCACCAAUGGGGCCAUCUAUGCCUUGCGCAGCUUCAACUACGAGCAGACCAAGCACUUUGAGUUCCAUGUGUUGGCCAAAGACUCCGGCUCCCCCCACCGCGAGAGCAAUGCCACCGUCCGCGUCACUGUCCUCGAUGUCAACGACAACGCUCCUCUCAUUGUCUUGCCAGCCCUCAUCAAUGACACUGCCGAGCUCCAGGUCCCGCGGAACGCUGGUGUGGGGUACCCCGUGGGCACCGUCCGUGCCAUGGACAGCGAUUUUGGGGAAAGUGGGCGCCUCACCUACGAGAUUGUGGAAGGCAACGAGGAGCACCUCUUUGAGAUGGACCCCACCAGCGGGGAGAUCCGCACCCUGCACCCUUACUGGGAAGAGCUGAGCCCUGUGGCGGAGCUCGUGGUCAAGGUCAGUGACCACGGGAAGCCCAGCCUUUCCGCAGUGGCCAAGCUGAUUGUGCGGGCCUUGGCUGGACCUCUGCCGGAAGCAGGUGAGCCCCAGGUGAACGGCGAGCAGCACAGGAGACCCCACUGGGACCUGUCCCUGCCUCUGAUCGUCACCCUGAGCACCGUGUCCAUCAUCCUCCUGGCUGCCAUGAUCACCAUUGCCGUGAAGUGCAAGCGGGAGAACAAGGAGAUCCGCACCUACAACUGCCGCAUUGCUGAGUACAGCCACCCCCAGCUGGGUGGAGGGGGUGGUGGCGGAGGAGGUGGGGGAGGAGGCGGCGGCGGGAGCAAGGGCAAGAAGAAGAAGAUUAGCAAGAACGACAUCAUGCUUGUGCCCAGUGAAGGGGAGGACAGCCGGGGGCCCCUCAAUGUCAUGAACGUGGUCAGCAGCCCCUCCUUGGCCUCGUCCCCCAUGUACUUUGACUACCAGACCCGCCUCCCCCUCAGCUCGCCCAGGUCGGAGGUGAUGUACCUGAAACCUGCCUCCAACAACCUGACUGUGCCGCAGGGACAUGUGGGGUGCCACACCAGCUUCACAGGGCAAGGGACUAACGCCAGUGAGGCUCCCCCGAGCCGGAUGUCCAUAAUUCAGACAGACAAUUUUCCCGCAGAGCCCAAUUACAUGGGCAGCAGGCAGCAGUUUGUUCAAAGUAGCUCCACCUUCAAGGACCCUGAGAGAGCCAGCUUGAGAGACAGUGGCCAUGGGGACAGUGACCAAGCAGACAGUGACCAGGAUACUAACAAAGGCUCCUGUUGUGACAUGUCGGUUAGAGAGGCCCUCAAGAUGAAAGCAACUUCGACUAAAAGCCAGCCGCUCGAACCAGCAUUCCCGACUUUGCUUUCCUUUGCUUUCCUCACCCUCCACACCAUCACAAGUAGACUUCAGUCUGUUGAUCUGCUUCUGUCAGAACAGCAAGGGAGAGGCCAAAGACCCAUUGUUGGGCUCUGUGGACCGGCCCGCUGUAAGGAAGGAAAAUUUUCAGAACAAGAGGAGUGUGUUAAUUGCACAGAUGAAUGCCGAGUGCUUGGUCAUUCUGACAGAUGUUGGAUGCCCCAGUUCCCUGCUGCCAACCAGGCUGAAAAUGCAGAUUAUCGAACAAAUCUCUUUGUCCCCACAGUGGAAGCUAAUGUUGAGACUGAGACUUACGAAACUGUGAACCCCACGGGGAAAAAGACUUUUUGUACAUUUGGGAAAGACAAGAGAGAGCACACUAUUCUCAUUGCCAAUGUGAAACCUUAUCUCAAAGCCAAACGUGCCCUGAGUCCUCUCCUCCAAGAGGUUCCCUCAGCAUCAAGCAGCCCAACCAAGACCUGUAUUGAGCCUUGCACCACAACAAAAGGACCGCUGGAUAGUUGCGAAGUCAAACCAGGAGCCUUGGCUGACCCCAGCAGCCAGUACAUGACAGCCAGUGACUGCCAGUACCCAUCUCCUAGGAAACAGUCCAGAGACGCUGCCUUCAUUGCGUCCGACCAGAUGGCCAGGGUCUUUGCUGAGGUGCACUCCCGGGUGAGCCGAGACUCCGCUGAGAUGGACUCUGUGUUGGAGCAGAUAGACCGUUCAAACAGGGAACUAGGGAGAGAGUCCGUGGAUGCAGAGGAAGUGGUGCGGGAGAUUGACAAGCUUUUGCAGGACUGUCGGGGAAAUGACCCUGUGGCUGUGAGGAAAUGAAAGAAAAACCACAAAAGACAGCCUGGCAUUUGUUUGCUUCUUCUGCUGAAUUGAAAAUACAAAAAAAAGAAAAAAAAUCUCCCCUGGUUCUAAAAUUUAUACAGGGAUGAACGAAGACCAAUGCUGCUUUAAGGCUUUUAGUGAACAUCUGAAGUGCCCACAAGUAUGUUCUUUUCACUGCUCUAUCUUUUUCCACAGAUAACACUGGUUUCGUUUUUACCAAACUUUCAUUAGAACGGCGUGAUGUAUGUUAACGAGAAGGAAGGAGGAGGAGGGAGAACAACGAUGCCACUUUGACAAUCUAAUAGAAAGAUAUAAAGGGGAAAUAGGCAAAUGGAACCUGAUAUUUUAGGACUGAUAGUUGUUCACUGUUUAUGUGUAGACUCCAUAAAAAGCAGGGUGGAAUAGUUCUCUGAUAGAUUUCCAGCAGUCAUUAUAGGCUUCAACUGAAAAUCCCAAAAUCAGAAACCAAGAAACAAAAAGUCUUGUAGUCAACCAGGCUCCCCCCAAGCAUUAACACUCAUUUGUGACAACCAUUUCUGUAUAAAGUUAUCUGCCACCAAAAAAAAAAAAUAGGGGAAAAAAAGAGAAAGAAACCCAAGAAUCCAUUCCAUAACAUUGUUCAGCAAAAAUAUUCUGGUCAUUAGUAACACAGCUCAUGUCAUAUUAAAGUUAAAUGUGAAAUGAUAGAGUCCUUGUUUGUCCUGCACCUGCAUAAACUAACUCACGUGGAAAGGAGAGGGGGGGAAAUGCUUUAGUGUCCAGCAAAAUUUCUAGGCUAAGCAGUAUGUUUUAAACCUGAGGCAUAAUACGAGAUCACAAAUAAUAAUUACCUUUUGAUAGGUAAUAAUAGAGGAGACAAAUUAACAUUAUUAACACCUUUUGUAAUUCAUUUGUGGACACUAAAAUAGCUCAAGUGAGUGCAAACAUUUCAGACAUCAACACAAAUCCACACAAAACCAUUUAAAUGUGCAAAUGUAAGAAGAUUCAAUGUGUUUACAUCAAAUGACAUAUUUUUUAUUGAUUUAUUGCAGAUUCAGUGCAUUUGAGCCAAAUUGUUGAGUGUAUAAGAGCUAUAUUGUGUAUUUUAUUAAAUUAAUAUAUAGUUGUGUUGCAAAAAAAAAUAUUUGGGCUUAUGAUGUAAAUGGCAAGUGUUGCCUCAGUAGCUGUCAAACUCUAUGAGUUUUGUUCUCUCCUUUUAUUUCUUUCUUUCCCCCUGUGGAGUGUGGGAAGCAGAGCCUCAGAGCAAAGUCUCUUGUUUAAUGUAUGGUCUACCAAGUACCACAGUACAUAAUCUGUUCAAAAUGUGUCUUGAGUGAGUUGAUGGAGCUAACUGAAUGGCCGACAUAUACAUCCAUCAGUCAUGGUUAUGUGCAAGUCCUUGUAGAAGCUUCUGUCACAACCCAUGUUUAAUAACAAAAAUUACACUUGAACCAACACCUGGAACCUUGUUCUUUACUGAGCUUUGUCACUCACUCACUCACUCACAUGAACACAGGCCGUCUGUUUAGAUAUCACAGUCAUGGUUGAAUUCUCAAAUUACCCUAAUAUUUCAAAGUUUCAUACUAGACUUUGGUUCAUGGAGCAUGAAAAUGCUUUGGUGCUCAUGUGCUACAAACAAUCUUUUGUCUGGUUUCCUGGAAAUUGCUGUUACAUUGACUGAGAUUUCAGCUUGAGCUCACAGCCCUCCUUCUCUCUCUCCUAUCACCCUCUAUUAUUAGAGUUUUGGGUAAUUUUAUUCGCUCUCUGUCCAUUGCACACACUUUUCUAUGUGCUGUUCCGCAUUUGAUUCUUACGAAAGCUAUCUUUUAAAAUUAAUGUUUUCUUUGAAUUAAAUUUGUAAGUACAACUGAGCACCAUAAAACAUUCAUAUAUCUCCUUA